CCAUUGUGGGUUGCGUCGCAGAGGCGCAAAUAAAUAAAAUGUUCUCAUGCUGAAAGACAAACUAAAUAGAACCUGAAAUUACUAGAACCCACCUUCCAAUAUUAAAACUAAAAAAGAAAUCAAUACAAAUUACAAAUGGUUGGCCGGUCACGUGAUACGCACGUAAUGCUGACGUAACCGGAAGUCAGAGAUGAAGCGGUCAGAAGUGGAGUAUUUUGAAAAGAGAGGGACGCCUCCAUGUUUUCUUCAGACUGUUUGCUUCAUCAAGUAAAUACACCGCAGCUCAGCGAUACACAUGAGGAACAACAAUGGGCGUUAGCGCGCAUGAACACAGUCACCGAACACUGAUGGAACUACGGUGACGCCAUCAGUCAGUAUCGGCUCCUCAUGGAGGAUCAUUCAGGAGAUCUGCUCCCUUGAAAUGUGAAUGUGAGAAACCAACCCAGUCAUGGACGACUCGGAUCAGGAUUUUGUGGUGCUCUUUUCCAAGGGUCUGAAACGUGUCCGUAAGAAACCAGAGAAGAGCAGCAGACCCAACAAAAAGGAGGACAGCCAGUCUAGUCAGCCGUCUGUUGGAAAUAAGAGAAGACAAGUCAACAAAAAAGAUGGAGCCCCGAGAAGUAACGCUGCCCAUGGGAGUCAGGCGGUUUGUCCUGAAACGACUUCAACAGUGGUCGGUACAGAGAAUGGACAUGACUCAGGCGAUGUCGGGCCAUCACCUUCUGGACUUUCUGCCGAGCCUGCUGAAAUGGGCCUGCAGUCAUUGGAAGGAUGUACUGCUAAAGAGAAAGUGCUCAUCAGGAUGCAGCAGUUCAAGAGAGCCAGUCCUCAGAAGAUGGUACACAGACAAACAAAGCAAGAGAGUGAAACCGAUCCUUUGUUGCAACAUUCAUCCAAAGAAAGAGCAGAAUCCUGCCUCCUGAAUGUGGACAGCGACGAGGCCCUGGCCUUGCAUCUGCAGCAGGAGUUGGACCGGGAGGCAGCUGCAGUCCAGACUGUCAACCUGGAGGAUGGAGGCCUCUACUUCUGUCAGAUCUGCCAAAGGGACCUCUCCCACAUGACACCUGAGGGCCGAAUGCAGCACACCAACAGGUGUUUGGAUGAGAGUGAACAUCCACAUCCUGAUCCUCCAUCUGCUGCUGCUGGCCUCCCUGACUGUCCCAUCUGUGGUCAGAAGUUUAAAUCCCAGAAGAGUCGCUCGUCCCACUUGAAGCGCUGCUCCUCUGACAUGGGAGUGUCCCCGGCGGUGCUGCUGCAGGCUCUGCAGAGACAGCGAGAAGAAGUGCAGCAUGUGGCCCAGCCCAUUGUCCAGACUGGAGGCACCAAAAGAAAAGGAGCAUUCAAGCAUCCAGCACAGAGGAAGUCUAGGAAAAAGACAGAACCCCUGGAUGAAGAAACAAUGGUGGCUCUGGCUCUGUCGUCCUCUCUGCUGGAGCAGGAGACGGAGCAGCAGAGAGACACUGCUGCAGUGGGCAUGAGCUUGAAGUGGUGUGCGGAUGCAGCAGGGAAGAGUCGUGGGAAGAAGAGAAGAGGUGCCGUUACUCGUCCGCCUCCGCUGCUUCUGAUUCAGGAUGCAGAAGAGGCUCUUAAAAGGCUGCAGGACCGAGUUUCUGCUCUUCUUUUACAAAAUCGUGCGGCCUCACCCCCCACCCCAACGCUGUGCCCCAGCAGCCUGCCUGCCUGGAGUGGCACCGCCCCCCUUUGGCAGAAGAGCGCACUAGUCAAAGAAGCAGCCAUCACUGACUUCUAUUCUCCAGAGCUUCAGGAGUUCAUCCAACCUUGGAAACCACCUGUGGUAGCUGGUGCUUCCUCUGAUGCCAUCCCCACACAAAAUCCUUGCGAUCCACCUGCAAGGGAAUCAACUCCCAUCACAAAACCCCCAAGUUCAACUCUGCCUUCGUCCCAGACGGCCUCCUGCUCUUCAGCUCCAUCCACUCCCGGAACUUUGGCGCUUCCAAUGGGCAGCCAGAGCCUCAGAGACCUGAUGGAGCUGGCGGAGGACGGCCUCACUUUCACCCAGUGUGGCUUCAGUGCUGAAGGUUGUGUUGAAGACAAAAGAUCCUGUGUUUCUUCAAACCUGCAGCUAAGUGGCUUCCUCCCACAUGAGACAUCUAUGAACUCUAAGCAGCGUGUCAGUGGGUUUCUACCUGAAGCAACUCUCCCAGUCAAAGAAGGAGCAGGAGGAGCAAAUACACACAGCGGUCACCGCUUCGGUGCGCUGUCCAGACUUUCCUCGGAUUUAAGCAGCAUGGUCAACAAUCCUCAACUCAGCGAUGUGCAGCUUCAAGUGGACAGUGGAGAAGUCUACUUCGCGCACUCGUUCAUGCUGUACGCUCGCUGCCCUCUGCUGGCGGAAAUGGUGCAUGAAGAAGCUUUCGGGGUGAAGGAGGAAGGACUGGCUGAAGCUCGGAGAGUGCUGAUCACUGACGUGCCUGGAGAAGCUGUGCUGGCUCUGCUGCAGUUCCUCUAUACAGCCCAGGUUUCCCUCACAGCAUCACUGCUUCCUCAUGUUCUGGAACUGGCAUCCAGGUAUGACUUACAGGAGCUGCAGCAGCUCUGUGAGCUUGGUCCGGACGAGACGACAACUGGCCGUGAUGAUGACAACAUGGUCCAAGAACAUCAUCCGAGUAACGUCACAGACCAGUUUUUCAUGGAGCUCAUCCACUCCAUGUGGAGGGAGGAGGAGGAGGAUGAGAACCAAGUGGAAGACGGAGAAAGGGAUGACUGCAAAGGUCUUGAAGUAGAUGGUGAUGAGGUCGCUCCAGGUGGAGAGGAGCUCCAGGAGGAACUGGUGAAUGAGGAGGAGCUGGAGGAGAUUUAUGAGUUUGCUGCCACGCAGAGGAAGAAGGAGGAAGAGCUGGACAGCGUGGAGGAGGAGAGGAAUACUGGAGAGAAGUUUACACAGCUGAAAAGUCCCUCUGGAUUAAGUAAAGUCUCCGACUGUAAUCUUGAGAGCACAUACAAUCGCCUGUUUUCAGACUCGGACGGAGGCGACCCAGAGGAUGGCGCUCCUAAAUCCACUCCUCCAAAAACACACAGCUCUUUUAAAGCUCCUGCCUACACACUGCUUCACUCAUCUGGCAGCGUGGUGGACGAUCUGCCCUUCAGUCCUCGGACGUCUAACCUGCCCCUCGCCGGCGUGUCGCCUGUGGACGGGGACACAUUUGGGGCCAGAGGUGAGGCAGGACACAACAGUUCAAAAGAAGACCUGGGUGUGAAAAGAGAGAGCCAAGGUCCCCGUACUAUCUGCUCGCCAGCUUCUCUUGUUCCACCUCUCUUGAAGAAGGAGCCUGAGUUGAUAGUUUUGUCAGACUCCAGUGAUGAUGGUGAGGGGGCUGCUCUUCAGAGUCCAGUCAACCCUCCGUCUUCACCUGACCUGCCUGCGCCUAAUGACGUCGCUGAGACACUCAAACCAUCGCUCAGUCCUGUUGCUCAACAUCAACCUGCUCCCAGCUGUGAGCAGAGUCUGGACGACUGCUCCCCAGAGGUGUCUUGGCUGAUCCCCUCCACACCAGUGCAACCCAGGAAACAAAGCUCCGCUGAGGCGAAAAGACUGCAGCUGUUCCCCAAAAGUGACUCUUCCUCCCACUCUUCUCCUCAUUCACCCGAUGAUAGCAAAGCGCCACUCCAGGUCUCAGCCUCCUUCAGCGCCAUCUCCAGGUUACAAAGAAGCCAAGAGGUCAGUGUUUCAGUUUCACCAUGCAGUGUGAUGGCACGUCCUCCUCCGUGCCCGAGUGCCUCCAUCCAGCACACGCCGAUGCACCAGCAGCAUAAAGUCUACAGCAGCACGCCGGUGAACUUGCAGGUGUCAGACCAACCCUUGGCACUUCCUGCUCCGUCCCCACUCGACACCACAGCUGAAAAACAAAGUCUGGAACAGAGCAGGAGCCCUGAGGAGAAAGAGGUGGGAAGCUUCCACCUUGACCCCAUGUCUGACUUUUCAGAGGAGCCAUCUUGUAGUGACCUGCGCAUGAAGUCCACCAGCGACUCUGCAGGCGUCUCAAAGAGCUCGGGGGUGCAGGAUAGGAAGAGUAGUGAUGAGGGUGAAACACGUGAGACCAGCUUCCAGCAGAGCUUCAUGUUCAUGGACGAACCUCCCAUGGCUUUCAAUGAUUCCUGGGGUCUUGAUGCGUGCGUGGACGCGCCUGAGAAUCCUGGCUGCUUCAGUCUGAGGCUGGAAGACAGCGGCGACAGAGAGUGUCCGUCGCCGCCAAACAAACCUGCGACACCUCCUCAAGUCCGACCCUUCCACGCCCCAGACGCAGGGAGUCCAGAGCACCAGGCUGCAUCAUCCUCCUUCACACAGGAGAAGCCUGAGGUGGGACUUUUGGACUCUCGUAUCUGGGACAGCUGGGAGGAGGACGAGGAGGAGGAGCCGCUAACUCUGGCAGAGCGCUUAAAUCCUCCGCCCCAGCUCAAAACACCGGCCGCGGCGCGUAAGAAGCGUCGCUCUCUGGUGCCCAUCACACCAAUGCCUCACUACUCUGACAUGGACACGCCGGAGCUCAAGAACAUACUCAACAGGUUUGGUGUGCGACCCUUACCCAAGCGCCAGAUGGUCCUCAAGCUGAAGGAGAUCCACCAGUACACCCAUCAGCUGGUGAGCUCUGACUCGGAAGGCGAGCCCCCGUCCGCAGGGACAGAGGGACCUGCGGUGGCUUCGAUGGGACCCGGCAGGAGAUUGUUCCCUUCCACCAACAGCGUCACGUUUAAAGAGCCCAGAGCGCCGCCCGCCAGCUCGCCUGCCAAAUACGGCCUGAGGGAGUCAGAGAGGGAGGCUGAGUCUCUGUCUGCAUCGCAGGACUCCACCACCUCAUCGACAGCGGAGUCUGACAGGUCCAACCCAGAGUUGUGCUUGUCCUCCGACGGUGACUCGGACAGCGACGGGGUCGUGUCUGCGUCUCAGGCAGUGUCCCGGCUGCAGGAGCGCCUGCAGGCCGUGCGCUCCUUCAUCCUGUCUGACCCGGCGCUUCACAGUCAGAUCCUCCAGUACCAGCCUUUGGUGCUGUCCGACCUGCAGCGGCGGCUGAAGGAGGCAGGCGUCCGUCUGGGAGCCGCCAAGCUCAUGGACUACCUGGACUCGCAGUGCAUCACCUUUACCACCGCCAAACCUGGACAGGCGGCACCCACCCGCAGGCGGGUGAAGAAGACGGGCAGCAAGGUGGCCAGCAGGAAGCGAGCCGCUCCAGCGGUUUGAAAAAGUUUACCAUGAUGUCUCAUGAAUUGAGUUUCUUUUAGCAUUUACUUUAAAAUGUUUUUAUUGUUCAGUUUUAUGAUAUUACUGUGAAAAUAAAUAAGUGAAGAUUUCG
Molecule: messenger RNA, 5309 nt
Organism: Synchiropus splendidus (mandarinfish)
Lineage: Eukaryota; Metazoa; Chordata; Actinopteri; Syngnathiformes; Callionymidae
Product: structure-specific endonuclease subunit SLX4-like
Exons: 14
Coding region: 449-5197 (1582 amino acids)
Biological process (GO): interstrand cross-link repair; resolution of meiotic recombination intermediates; meiotic DNA double-strand break processing
Cellular component (GO): Slx1-Slx4 complex; nucleus
Molecular function (GO): enzyme binding
Source: RefSeq, a predicted model, not a curated record